This is a messenger RNA of Prorocentrum cordatum, 1410 nucleotides long. NCBI's taxonomy places the organism in Eukaryota, Dinophyceae, Prorocentrales, Prorocentraceae. The record is from the annotation of a GenBank genome assembly.
UUACAAGACUGUAAGACGAGUGCGCGCGGCGGUUUUGGCUCAGCGCAUUGCGCGCAUGUUCCUGUCACUGAGGUGAACGGAGGGACCCUCUGUUUGAAACCUAUACAUACAUAGCCUGCUUUCUCUACAUACCGUGCAUAUCAACAUAAUGGUCGGGAAGAUGCUCGACGUGGACUCUGCAGCCUUGUCUGUUGAGAAAGGCACCUACGGCACUCUCGACGGCCCAAGGGAGGGCGCCCACUCUAAGCCGCCCGUCUUCCUGGUGCACCUCGCGCUAUGCACAGGCUACGCGCUCUUCGGUGGGGGCGCGAUCGUGGGUAAGUUCGGGGUGCAUUGCUCCAAUCCCAUCAUGUUCGAGCUCUUCAGGGAGUUCCUGAGUUUCUGUCUCCUGCUCUUGGCGGUGUGCGUCACGAGGCAGGUCCUGCUCCCGGAGCGCGUGGACGUGCCCACGAUACUGCUCGGCGGCGUGGCCUUCUUCACGAACCAGGCCGCCUGGUUCGUCGGCCUGAAGCUGGCCGAUCCGGUCGCGGGGUCGGCGUGGCAGGCCUUUCUCCCGAUCAUGACCGCGGGGCUCUCCUUCGCCAUGGGCGAGUCCAAGAUCGAUUCGAAGCAGGCGCUGGGCAUCGCGGUCUCCGCAAGCGGCGCGAUUCUGAUGGUGAUCUUGGACAGCACGGCGGCAUACGCCGUGGGCGCAGCGAGCAGCCGCUCCUGGGUCACGAAGUUCGCCAGCCACGCGAUAUUCUGCACGGGAAUCACGGGUACCUCGGCCUACUUCCUCAUCCACAACAAGCUCGGCAGCAAGUACUCCGCGUGCGCGACUGUGAUGUGGUCCAACAUGAUUGGCAGCAGCCUGCUGCUGCUCACCCACCGUCUGGCGGUCGUCUUCCCGCCACUGAUGGGCCUGCUGUGCUACAGCGAGAAGGCGAGCCUUGAGUCCCAGUGCUACGCGCAGGGCCUCAGCGUACCCCGGGAGGCCCUUCUGCCGCUGUGCUACGAGGUGGUCAUCUGCACCCUUGUCGCGUGGCCACUGCUUUCGUGGGCCAACCAGCACACGGAGCCGUCCGUCACGACUGUGUACAUGGGCAUGCAACCCGUGACCUCCACCACCAUCUCGGCGGUCCUGGUAUGCAUGAUGGGCGUCGGGUGGGGGAUCCGGUACGACAUGAGCCUACCUGAUUGCAAGGAUUUUGGGGUAUUGCUCAUCGUAAGCGGUUUGCUGAUCAUUUUCGCUAGCGAGCAGUCGAAGAGGGAGCGCCUGAGCAGCGACAUGAAGUGUCCCGAGCGACUCGGGGCGAUUUAGAGGCUCAGCAGCCUUGUAAGAGGCACAGUGGCUUCAAUUUGACGUAGGCCUGCUCCUGCCACUGUUGUGCCCGACCGAAAGCAGCGAGGCGGGGGGAGGUGCACUGGUGG